AUGGGCAAGAUCAUCAACUUCCUCAUCUACCACUACGUCCCCUCCCUCGGCUGGAAUGCUUCCUUCCUCGCGCUCUUCGCUCUGAGCGCCCUGGUCCACUCUUACCAGGCGUACCGAUCCCGCUUCUGGAUCUUCUACCCCACCCUCGUUCUUGGCGCGGUCGUUGAAGUCAUGGGAUAUGCGGCAAGGGUAUGGAGCUCUCAAGAUGUCUACAAGCUGGACCCUUUCCUCAUGCAGAUCGUCCUGCUUGGAUUCGCCCCGGUCUACUUCUCUGCCUUUGUCUACAUCGUCCUCGGUAUGGCUAUCAAUCGGAUAGGACAGCAAUACUCAGUCCUCACUCCCAAGAUGUACUUCUACACCUUCAUCUGUGCCGAUCUGGUAUCACUCGUCCUCCAAGCGGUCGGUGGUGGUCAAGCCGCCUCCGGAGCCGCAACCGGCGCCCCCACCCAGACAGCCACCAACAUCAUGGUCGCCGGUAUCAUCUUCCAGCUCUGCACCAUGGCGAUCUUUGUCGGGUGCGGUAUCGACUUUGCCAUCCGGGCGGCGCGGGACAAGCCGUGGGCGUUUAGGGUCAGGCGUAUGGCUUCUGCCCAGGCUACUGCUACGUCUAUGCUCACUCCCACACCGUCCGAUACCGAGAAGGGAGCGGAGAUCGCGGGGUCGGAUCAGGGGGAGCAGGCAGAGUUGGGAAAGUGGCGGAAGAUAAUGGCGGCGACAUUCAUCUCUUCCACGAUGAUCCUGCUCAGAGGUGAGUCUCUCUCUGGUGCGUGGUGCUUGAGCUCACUCCCAGGCUUCUUCAGAUCGGUAGAGCUUUCACAGGGCUGGAGUGGGUAUCUUAUCAGCCACGAGAUAUACCAAGCUGUGCUCGAUGGUAUCCCCAUGGUCAUUGCUGUGGGCAUCUUCAACUUGGUCCAUCCUGGAUUGAUCCUCGGGCGCAAGGCGUCGUGGAGAGGGUACUAUUAG
Messenger RNA from Dioszegia hungarica, 963 nucleotides. Its product is annotated as RTA-like protein. Bases 1 to 963 code for a protein of 320 amino acids. Gene Ontology annotation, cellular component: plasma membrane; fungal-type vacuole. NCBI's taxonomy places the organism in Eukaryota, Fungi, Basidiomycota, Tremellomycetes, Tremellales, Bulleribasidiaceae. The transcript is spliced from 4 exons. The record is from RefSeq and is a predicted model, not a curated record.